CUGACGUCACUUCUGCUCCGUUCAGGCGGGCUGUUUGAGAGCUCGGGGGACCGACAUACCUCACGUUAAGCUUGUGUAACUAAAGUUUUAUAGUUUACGGAUAGUCCAGUUUACGGAUAGUUCACAAAAAGUGACACCUUAACUUUGUUAUCGUGUGGAGAUCGAAAGCCUUCACGCAGCUGGAGGGAGUAGUAGUGUUGAUUAGCCGUAUCAAUGCGGUUAUUGUUAGCUGACUAAAAAGCGAGCUAUGGACCGACCAUCUAGGAAGACAAAGACUGUGAAUUACUGUGAGACCAAGGACUUCGAUGAUGAUGAGGAUUUUGCCUGUGUGAAGGCCCCACCCAGCAAAAAGGUCAGGGAGGAUGUGAAACAAGAACAGAAGAAAUCAUUAAGCAAGUCCUCCAGUCAAGAGGCCACCUCACAAUCAAGCCAGAAGAACAGAAAGCCACUGGACGAAAAGCUGUAUGAGAGGGAUCUCGAAGCAGCCAUCACGCUCUCCAUGCUCAAUAAUGCAGGUGAAGUGAAGGACCAGUCUCAUGUCAGUAGAGGAGAUGUCAAAUUUCCAGUAGAUGAAAACACAGAUCCAGCUUCUCUGCUCCUGUCCAACUGCAGUGUGGAUGGUGCAGUUAUGGGUUUGGACAAAAUCACAUCAGAGAAAGGGUCGCCUGCCCCUGCCAGGCAGAGAAAGGCUGCCUACAAAGCUACUGAGGAGCUGAAAAACAAGGAUGGUGAUGAUGAUGAUGAUGACUAUCAACCCAAACUGACACCAGAUUCAGAAAGCGAUGAAGAUUUCAGUGAACCAUCUGAGAGCGAAGAUGACGAGUUCAAAGUAAAGAAAGCAAGCAAGACUAAAAAGAAAGAAAAAGCAACAAAGAGUGAAAAAAACAAACAGAUUCUUGCUUCUAAAAAAGAAAAGCAACCAUCAAAACCAUCAAAGCCUAAAUCGCAAGCAGCAGCUUCUACCCCAGUGACAACACCUCCAACGGCCAAACCUGCCUCUAAAAGACCUGCGUCAUCCUCCACAGGCUGCACAUCGAAGCAUGCAGCCUCCCUGAGCCCAGCAGCCUCCCUGAGCCCAGCAGCGGGAAGAAUGCCCAAGUGGAACCCACCAGCUCAAAUUGGAAAAAGUCCCUCCACGUCCCAGAGUCCAGCAGUGAAGUCUCCCGGUCAGGGUCUGCGGCUCGGGCUCUCCCGCCUCGUUCGAGUCAAACCUUUGCACCCUAGUGUUGCAAGCCACUGACUGAACUGACCUCAGAGGUCAGGUCAUGUUGUGUUUUUAAAGUUUUCAGUUAUUUUUACGCAGAGACUUCUAAAUAUUAAUUUCUAUUAGUGUGAUACAAAAUGCACAAUACUGAGAGGGUCUUCACCUUGAAGCUGAUGGAGCUUAAGGGUGUCCUCUUACCCCUGGAUGCUGUUUGAGGUUAAAUUCUGAAAGUGUGAGUUCAUGUCUGAAGUGUCACUUUUCUUUUCUUUUCUUUUUUUUUUCUUUUUUUGGUCCUGAAUUGUUACCUGACAUGUUACCUCCACUCAAAGCACAUUUUUUGUAAAUCUUGUACAUACAUUUAAAUAAACAUAUAGAAACAGGUUACAUGCGUAUGCUAUCUUUCCACACUUGUUAACUUUUUUUCUAAAACUGCACACAUUUAGCCAAAAAUGACUGACAGAGCGCCUCAUAACCUUUUACAUAAUCCUCUAGAAAUGCCUGUGCAUCAGUCGUGCAUCAUUACAAGUUAGUACCACUGUAUUAUUUAUGGCUACAGCAAGCUGGAAUAUCUUUUGAAAAUCAAUGUCAUAUAUUUACGAUAAACACUGCCUGCAUUGUGAUAAAAAUGUUGUUUGUAAUUCCUUAAUUCCAUUUGCAGUUAUUUUGUUUCACUAGAUGCAUAAAAAGAAAGUACUUUAUUGCUUUACAGGCUGCUGGAUCAGCAAACUUCCAAAACCUCUUUUAUAGAGGUGCUUACCGGUACAUUAAUUAAGUGCAGCUUCUACUUUCCCUCUUACUUACUUUGAAUAAAUAAGAGUGUACUACUGUAUGGUUUCACAUGACUAUUGUUCCCAAACUGUAUUUUAUCCUCAUCCUCUGCCAUCCACUCACAAAUGUGCUUGUUGAUAAUUGUCUGUGCACAUGCAUCAUUGUUACAAAGGUCACCACAGAAAGAGCAUAACUCUUCUGCUGCCAGCAAACUACUUACUAGUAGCAUAAAAUGCAACACUUAUCUCAAGGUUUAACCCUGAAACAAAGCACAGCACUAUAGCUCUACUAAUUGACCCAGCCCUUAUACUUUGGAGGCUGAUUCCCGAGUGGAGCCUGGCUCCUUGGGGAAAAUGAGUGUCGGCUGAGCUCAACAGCGAGGCAACACACACUCAUACAAUGUGCAGGCCUGCUAGGGCAAUAACAAACAGUCACGUGUCAGUGCCUCUGGGACUCUGAGAAUUAUGGCUGAAAAGUGAAUACACAAAGGUGGAUAAACUUAACACCUCCAUAAUCUACACACAGGAUGCCUUUCCUAACCUUCCCUGUUCAAUGUUUACCAAAUAUAUUAAGAAGUCUUUAACAUCCAGUAUACCAACCAAACAGAAGCAGUAUUGGCUUAAGUUCGAAUACCAGGAAUUCAAAGGCACAGUUGUAAUACUGCUAUGACAACAAUAAUUUGUAUUCUCUUGUGUGUGGCAGUUUUAACGAUGAAAACUAAACCAAAAAUAAAAAGAAGCAGUGUGUCGAUGAAGCUAGUCACGUGCACAAGUGUAUGGACAAAAUCUGCAGUGCAGUUAAAAUGAAUGAAAAAGCAGCCAAUGAUAAUGAAAUAAAAAUAUCCUUUUU
Molecule: messenger RNA, 2821 nt
Organism: Haplochromis burtoni (Burton's mouthbrooder)
Lineage: Eukaryota; Metazoa; Chordata; Actinopteri; Cichliformes; Cichlidae
Gene: rad51ap1
Product: RAD51 associated protein 1
Exons: 9
Coding region: 248-1240 (330 amino acids)
Biological process (GO): interstrand cross-link repair; double-strand break repair via homologous recombination
Molecular function (GO): single-stranded DNA binding; double-stranded DNA binding
Source: RefSeq, a predicted model, not a curated record